Messenger RNA from Prorocentrum cordatum, 950 nucleotides. The record is from the annotation of a GenBank genome assembly. NCBI's taxonomy places the organism in Eukaryota, Dinophyceae, Prorocentrales, Prorocentraceae.
AUGAGCUUCUUCCUGCAGGCGGUGUUCUUCGGAGCAGCUGUGCCAGUGGUGUGCGUUGUGGUGUGCUGCGCUCUGCUGGCGGUGUCCAACCCCGACAGCCUGCUCACCAGCUGCGUGUCGAUGACGGCCGCCGUGUGCGCCACGCACAUGCUGCUGCACCGCUGGGAGGACUCGCCGCGCCGCUACCAGAUCCUGGCCAUACUGUCGAUGCCGGCCGUGUACGCGUGCCUGACAGGCCUGCAGCAGCUGGUACCCCAGCAGGCCUUGCACCUGGGGGUGUGCGCCGAGAUCUACGAGGGCCUGGGCCUGGUGACGUUCCUGCUGCUGCUCCGCUCCCUGGCGGGCGCGGGGGCCUCCGAGGGCUCGCCCGGGCUGCGGGCGAGAGCGGGCGCCUCCCAGUGGGGCUGCGGGGCCCCGUCCUACGAGUGCAUGGCCGCGACGCUGCCGGUGUACAAGAUUGCCUUCCUGAUCGUGUCGACGGUAGACGCCACCUCUGGACUGGACCUGGGCUACGCUCUUAGCCGGGCCGACUUGCUGUGCAGUUUCUGCCUCGGGUGCGUCGCGCUAACGGCGAUCGGGCGCCUCCUGGCGCACUUCACCGAGUCGCUGGGGAGCAGCGCGCUGCUCCUGAAGCACAAGUUCUGGGCGGUGAAGGGGAUAGUCACCGUGAUGUUCAACCAGUCGCUGCUGCUGUGGGCCCUGGACCGGCCGCUGCAGCGCCUGCUGGACCUGCUCGAGAUGGAGGCGCGCGAGGACUUCGUCGCCACCUUGGUGGCCAUGGAGAUGCUCUUCCUGAGCCUCUGGCACACCGUCGCCUUCCCCGUCUCCGGCGACAGCGCCGCCGCCGCGCCGGGCGGCAGGCAGAGGGCGCUCCUGGCGGGCAGCGGCGCGGCCAGCUCGAGCGGCGAGGGGGAUUGGCUCUGGCCGUGGAUGGUGGCUCAGAUGACGGU